Molecule: messenger RNA, 3098 nt
Organism: Lethenteron reissneri (Far Eastern brook lamprey)
Lineage: Eukaryota; Metazoa; Chordata; Hyperoartia; Petromyzontiformes; Petromyzontidae
Product: ephrin-A3-like
Biological process (GO): axon guidance; ephrin receptor signaling pathway
Cellular component (GO): plasma membrane
Molecular function (GO): ephrin receptor binding
Source: RefSeq, a predicted model, not a curated record
CCCCCCCCCCCCCGGGGUUCAGUCGAGUCGCACGACUCCGUUGCAGAGGAGACCCCCCCCCUAUUCGAGACCCCCCUAUUCGGGACCCCACCGCUCCCCCCUGUCCCGCUCCACCCCUUGGCCGCUCCGUCUCUGCGCUCCUCGAUUCGCGUUCCCUCCGUCUCUGCGCUCCUCCGUCCGUGGACUUCCCCGUCUCGGGGCUCCUCCGUCUGUGAGUUGCUCCAUCCGUGAGCUCCUCCGUCCCCCCCCUCCUCCUCCUCCCCCUCCUCUUGCGUUCUCCUCGCGUCGCGAUGGGAGCGCUGCCGCCGCUGCUGCUGGAGGUGAUGGUGGUGAUGGUGGCGCUGGUGAUGGUGUUGGUGUCUCCGAGCUGCCCGUCUCCGCUGGAGGGAGGGGGCCACGAGGCGGCCCCGGCCGUGGCGGGAGGCCGCCACGCCGUCUACUGGAACAGCAGCAACCCGCGGCUCUACCGGAGCGACUACACCCUGGAGGUGAAGAUCGGCGACUACGUGGAGUUCUACUGCCCGCACUACCUGGUGGGCCGCGGGGGAGCCGCCUCCCUCCCGGCGGGGGGCGAGUGGGAGAGCCACCUGAUCCACCUGGUGCCGGCGGGCGGCUACAGGGCGUGCGACACCUCGCGCCCGGGCUUCAAGCGCUUCAACUGCGACCGCCCGCGCACGCCGCACGACCCCCUCAAGUACGUGGAGAAGAUCCAGCUCUACACGCCCUUCUCGCUCGGAGCCGAGUUCCUGCCCGGCAGGGAUUACUACUACAUCUCCGUUCUUGGAAACGGAAACUCCAAGAAGUGUUUGAGGCUGAAGGUGUCCGUCUGCUGCGCUAACGACACGAGCAGAUUCGUGCCUGAUUUGUUUAAUCGUGAUUCUGUCACUGAAGGUAAUCAAACAGCGGAGGGAGGCAAGGAGUCCCGGCAGGCGACGGCGCAGGCUUCGCGCAGCGUGAGCGGAGGGGGGCCCCGACUGCUCUGCCUCUCGCAGCUGCUGGUGACCACGGCCGCCCUGCUCUUCCUGACCGUCUGAGCGAGCCCCGACCCCCUCCCCACCCCCCCCUCGCGCCCUCCGGGGGCCACGGGGAGUGACCCCCGACGGGCAGCGGCGGCGCCCUGACGACCCCCGCCGUGGGGCGAGGGCGUCGACGAUGGCUCCCUCGAGCCCGGCGCUCCGGCAGCACCGCCGCUCGCCCCCACGGAGCCCGGUGUCGUCCCUCCCCUCGACGGAAUGUCAAGACAAUUUUUUUUAUUAACAUCGUCUCCAUCGUUAUCGUUGUUGUCGCGAUUACAUCUUAAUGCUGACGCAAGCGAUCAAGGGCUGUCGCGCGAGGACGCUUUGAAGGCCGCUCUUUUCUCCCCGCGCUUCAAAGGGAACCUCAGAAGUUUCACGGCGAAAGCUGCGAUGGCGAGCGGCGACUUUAAAUCACCAGCGUUUGCGAGCGCCCGUUUCCCCCGUGGGACCCGGGCUUGCCGUGGGCGGCGGAGCCCUUGAUCUGCCGACCACCGUCCGCCGUUUCACCGCUCCCCCGGGCGGAGGGCUGACCCGGCAGCCCGACCGCUGCUCCGGCGGGCGCAGACGGCAAGGGAGGUGGGGGAGGGGAGCAGAGGAUAUUGGCCAUAGAGAAGAGGAGGAAGGGGAGGAGUGAUGGGGAUGUCAUUCUGAGCGAAGAUGCAGAACAAUCGUCCACAGUUUACUGAACGAUACUUUUUGGAAAAUGAGCCAUUUAUACGUUGCCUCAAUCCCAAAGGCCAUCACGAAAAAGAAAAUGAGAUAGAUAGAUAUAUAUUCACAACAAGAUUAUACAAAUUUUGCUCGCAAAGAUUUUUACACCAAAUAUUUUAACCCCGUUACCGCAGAGGCGUUUGUAUUGUAGCGGUGCCGCACGGAGCGGCGUCGAGCCCAGCGGCACCGUACGGUGCCAGCGCCACGGCCGGCGCACCGCACGGUGCCAGCACUACCGCCAUUCUCCGCGUCGCGAGCGGCGGCGCUCGCCACGGUGCCAGCGGCUCCACGGACUCUACGGACUCCACGCAGACUCGGCACGCAGACGCUGCACGGACUCCACGCAGACUCGGCGUGGUGCCGUCGGCGCGGCACCACCGCUCGCCGCAGCCCGAGGGGGACCCCGCAAACUGAGAGGCCGAGUUGGGGGAGUGGAGCGACUCCGGGACGAGCUCGGCUCCGUCUCCACACGGACGCUCCACCUCGUCGGAGUCGCCGCUCCUGUGGGAGCGGGGGGUGGCGGGGGUGCCUGGUGACGACACUGAGAGGAUUCUGCACUGUCACACGCCUUGAAAUCCGCAGGACGUUGCCUGUAGAACAUGGACGCUCGCCGCCGGUUUCUCCAAGAAGGACGGGGCCUGUUUGGCCACGGACUAUGUUGUGGGUGGGAAACGGGGGGGCCUGGUUGAUGGGGAGGGGUCCUGGGGUGGGGGGGGCCUGCCUCCUGGGGUCACGUGACUGAGGGAGCAUAAUGGCCGACAAUCGCGUGCGGGUAUUUGCGGACUGCGUGUGCAUCGGGGGUCUGGGUGGCUGGCUCGCACGAAGCACACCGAUUUGUAAGCAGCGCACCACGUCCAGAGCACACCCACAGUUCACACGGGGCCACUGGCAAUGACUGCAGGGGGCGGUGCUGCCACAAUGGUGCCAUGGCUCGCAGCAGCAGCAGCAGGGCCACUGGGCUUGCAACCCAGAGGCAUGAAAUUUUACUUGAUCUCUCACCACGGCGGUUGAAACCCCUCCGCGUGCAGUGGCGGCAGCGAUGAACUGCGGUGCUGCAGCGAGGGCGCCGAGGGCACGCCAUGGCAUGCACAGCCCAGCGCACACUCGGCCACAGAGCACACAAGACGCACGGACCGCGCACACCCCGCACACCACAUCACACCGGGUCGCGUACGACGCGUUAUGCACAACCCGCAGCGCGCAUAUCUGUGCGUGCGUUUCCGUGUAUGUACGUGUACGUGUGUAAGUGUCUACGUGUCUACAUGUCUACGUGCGUGUGUACGUUCACUCCCUUUUGUAAAGCCCCCCCCCCCACCACCGUGCAGAACCCAAUCGUGUUUCUUAAAAAUAAACUCCAAAUGCUGACCACUA